This is a messenger RNA of Aspergillus wentii DTO 134E9, 846 nucleotides long. Its product is annotated as pyrroline-5-carboxylate reductase family protein. Gene Ontology annotation, molecular function: pyrroline-5-carboxylate reductase activity. The transcript is spliced from 2 exons. The coding region runs from base 1 to 846 and encodes 281 amino acids. Lineage: Eukaryota; Fungi; Ascomycota; Eurotiomycetes; Eurotiales; Aspergillaceae. The record is from RefSeq and is a predicted model, not a curated record. Gene Ontology annotation, biological process: L-proline biosynthetic process.
AUGCCAUCCCUUCUUGAGAGCAAAAUCGCCUUCCUGGGCGGAGGCAACAUGGCCUCGGCCAUCAUCGGCGGCCUCGUGAGCAAAGGCGUCAACAAGCAAAACAUCUGCGUCUCCGAGCCCUGGGAAGUGAAUCGGGAGAAGAUCGCCGCUGUCGGCGUGAACACUACGACUUCCAACGUCGAAGCCGCAGGGGAAUCGGAUAUUGUCAUUAUCGCGGUGAAGCCGCAGGUUGCCAAGACGGUGUGUGAGGAGUUGGGUGCUGCGUGGGCGGGGCGUGAGUCGCUGCCGGUUGUGGUUAGUAUUGCGGCGGGGAUCACGCUGGAGAGUCUGCAGGAGUGGUUGAAGACGGGCGAUGGGAGGAUUGCGCAUGUUGUGCGUGUGAUGCCCAACACACCGGCGCUGGUUAGUGAGGGUGCUUCGGGGCUGUUCGCCAGCAAGGAUGUCACGGGUGAGGAGAAGGAGUUGGUGAAUGCGCUGCUGAGCAGUGUGAGCAAGGCGACUGAGUGGGUGGAGAAGGAAGAGCUGCUCGACGUUGUCACUGGGCUGUCUGGCUCCGGACCUGCCUACUUCUUCGCCAUGGUCGAGCACCUCAUCGCCAGUGCAACCGCUCUCGGUCUACCAAAGGAACAAGCCACUCGUCUCGCCGCGCAAACAUGUCUCGGAGCAGGCAAGAUGCUGGUCGAGUCCUCUGAUGACCCGUCCCAGCUGCGCAAAAACGUCACCAGUCCGAACGGAACUACCUUUGCUGCUCUGCAGAGCUUCGAGGCAGAGGGAUUCGCUGAAAUCGUGAACAAGUCUGUCAAGGCGGCGACGAACCGCUCGGCGGAAUUGGGUGGUGCGAAGUAA